Molecule: messenger RNA, 1611 nt
Organism: Kluyveromyces marxianus DMKU3-1042
Lineage: Eukaryota; Fungi; Ascomycota; Saccharomycetes; Saccharomycetales; Saccharomycetaceae
Gene: PDE2
Product: 3',5'-cyclic-nucleotide phosphodiesterase PDE2
Exons: 1
Coding region: 1-1611 (536 amino acids)
Biological process (GO): signal transduction
Molecular function (GO): 3',5'-cyclic-nucleotide phosphodiesterase activity
Source: RefSeq, a predicted model, not a curated record
AUGGCAGUCCAUGUAUGUUGCAUAGGACCAUGUAUUGAUGUGGUUAAACGCCUCUCAAAAGAUCCAAAUGUCGCUUUGGAAAGGUUCGAAAACGUGUCACAGUUGUUGUUGAACUUGUUCAAAAGAAGAUUAUGCGACCCAGAUGUAACGUUCGAGGGACCGUGCGUGCUUCUCUGUUACGAACCCGUGAAAACGAAGCUUAGAUCUACUUCACCUUUGAACUCAUUGGGUCCAAAAGCACUAUCGUACUGCAUUCGCGAUAUGUUCCCAUGUUUUAACUUAAUCACCAUUCCAGUAAACGAGUUCAUGGAUUAUUACGAUACAGUUGUCAUCCCUAAAUUAGUGCCUGGCAUGGAUGAUACGGACGAUAAUUUAGAUAGGCUUUCAAACAUCUACCGAUGGAUGUAUUCGGACUCUGAUUUAAUACUUGAUAAGGAAGAAGUUAAGGGUGGGGAUCCUGCCUCUGGGUCUGGGUCCGAUAAUGGUCCUACUUCAAAAUCAUAUGUUCCAUGUUGUUCAGACAAUCUAUAUACCAUGGCAUCGCACCUCGCAUACCUGAGUCCAGACGUCAAGAAUUCGCAUGAAAUGAUACCGGUAUGGGACUAUCUGGAUUUUACAGAUUUAGUUCAAGCGCAGUUGAAAAACGAUAAUGACUUUUAUUGGAAAUCAUUAGAUAGCUGGAAUUUUUGCGCCCAUUCUUUGAGUUGUACAGAAUUAGUUUGGUGUUCAUAUCUUAUCUUGAAUAAAUUGAGCAAACAGUGCAACCUAUCUCAUACCCCACCUGGCAAAAAUCGUUUGCUAUUGAUGCUUUUGAAUAUAGAGGCCACAUACCACCAAACAAACAAGUUUCAUAACUUCAAACAUGCCGUGGACGUCCUACAGGCUACCUAUAGAUUGUGCCAUCUUCUUGAACUACCAAGUCUACCCUCUUUUCUCUUGUGCAUAGCAGCAAUUGGGCAUGAUGUUGGUCAUCCAGGAACAAACAAUAUGCUAUUUAACAGAUAUCACUCUCCUCUCUCGCAGUAUUACAAGGAACAGUCAGUAUUAGAAAACUUCCAUGCGGACGUAUAUCUUGAUAUUCUUUCUCGCUAUUGGCCAGGACUCUCUCAUGAAUUUACAACAAUUAAAGACUCGAUAAUAGCUACGGAUAUGGCUUUACACAAUCAUUACGUUGAAACGAUAAAACAAGAAACAGUGCCGACAUUAGCAGGCUUAACGUCAUUGAUUAUCAAAGCAGCAGAUAUUUCAAAUGUCACCAGACCCUUGCUAAUAUCAGCAAAGUGGGCUGCUCUUAUAACGAUGGAAUUUACUGAAUGUGCGCUGUUGGAAAAAAAUUUAAUAGAGUGGCAAAAAAAUGGCAGUAACUCUAGCAUGAAGAUAUCGCAUAAACUUCCUGUAGAGUUCAUUGGAACGGUAGAACUUCCUUCGACAAUCGAUGAACUUUUAAAGAGGUACCCAAGUAUUCCAAAAGGUCAAACAUUUUUUAUUGAUACAUUUGCACUAAGUUUGUUCUCUGGAUUAGGACUGAAAUUCAAACAGCUCUACUUUUUGGUUGACAACGUAGAGAGUAAUAGAAAGUUUUGGAUCGAAAAGGGCUUGGAGCAGGGUUAA